Molecule: messenger RNA, 2232 nt
Organism: Hyposmocoma kahamanoa
Lineage: Eukaryota; Metazoa; Arthropoda; Insecta; Lepidoptera; Cosmopterigidae
Gene: dock
Product: cytoplasmic protein NCK1
Exons: 8
Coding region: 355-1557 (400 amino acids)
Molecular function (GO): protein binding
Source: RefSeq, a predicted model, not a curated record
CACUGAGAUUAUUGUGAAUUUUUUACAAAAAUCUACAAUUUUUAACUUAUUAAGGGGAUAUUCUUGUGGGAACUUGUUAUUUAGGACAAGUGGAUAGAUAAUAACAUAAGUUUUUUCAUAACUAUUCCCCAGGAGUCAGUUUAAGGGGGUGGUUUCAUUGGACUUGUUUCUUUGAGCUGUGGCUUUCGAUCGGUUUUGGCCCGUCGUGGAAUAAACAAUUGGGUGAAUUUUGGUGUUGUUUGUGGUGAUAAAGGGGGUGAUCGAUUGUGUACAGUGUGUCGGUAGCGCAGUGCGGUGAUGAUGAGGUGGUGAGGCUGAGGAGCAGCCUCCUGCGGCCGGCAGGCGCGGAGUGUCAUGUUGGAAACUCGGUCGGUGCGCGCCGCUGAAUCGGUGUGGGCGAACAAGCCGCUGCCGGCGCCGCACGCCAUGGCCAACACCAGACACGGGAAGAACGCUCAGGAUGACGUAUGCUACGUAGUAGCAAAAUAUGACUAUGCAGCUCAAGGUGCCCAGGAACUGGAUCUACGUAAAAAUGAACGCUACCUCUUAUUGGACGAUUCAAAACACUGGUGGAGAGUUCAGAACGCUCGUAGCCAGUCAGGUUACGUACCCAGUAAUUAUGUUAAGAAAGAGAAACCAUCAUUGUUUGACAGUAUUAAAAAGAAAGUGAAGAAAGGCUCCGGUUCGAAGACACUGCCUUCUAAUAGUUCGCCUGUCCGCGGCGGCGGACCGGACUCCCCAGGCGCGCGCCGUGUGGAGCCCACCGAAGCGCUCGGCACCGCCGUCGUCAAGUACAAUUACCAGGCUCAACAGCCUGAUGAGCUAUCCCUCACAAAGGGCACCAGGAUUUUGAUAUUGGAGAAGAGCAACGAUGGCUGGUGGAGAGGACAGUACCAAGGUCACACUGGGUGGUUCCCAUCGAACUACACGAGUGAAGAAGGCGACAACGAGGACCCUGUGCAUACGUAUGCCAUGGCUGAAAACGUUCUCGAUAUUGUCGUGGCACUCUACUCCUUCACGUCGAACAACGAGCAGGAAUUGUCGUUCGAAAAAGGCGAUCGACUGGAAAUCAUCGAACGGCCGCCGUCGGACCCCGAGUGGUACCGCGCGCGAGACUCCCGCGGCCAAGUCGGCCUUGUGCCUCGCAACUAUCUGCAGGAGUUGGCAGAUUAUCUAACGCAGCCUUACAGUGAAACGACAGAGGGAGGUGCGAGGCCUAUGGCGGGGUCGGGGGCGGCAGGUCGCGCGUGGUACUACGGCGCCAUCACGCGUACGCACUGCGACGCGCUGCUCAACCAGCACGGACACGACGGGGACUUCCUCAUUCGCGACUCUGAGACCAACGUGGGUGACUUCAGUGUGUCGCUGAAAGCUCCUGGUCGGAACAAACACUUCCGAGUGCACGUGGAGGGUGCCAUGUACUGCAUCGGGCAGCGUAAAUUCCCGACCCUUGACCAGCUCGUGCAGCAUUAUCAGCGCGCGCCGAUUUAUACCAACAAACAGGGCGAGAAAUUGUACCUGGUGCGGCCUUUGCCCCGCGCCGGCGCACCUUGCUGAACUACACCCUCCACACGUUUCCCAGUCUGUUUACCCUUAAACUACCUAUAUGUUCAUUUUAGUAUGACCAGUAUAUUAUCUUUUAUCUAUCUCAUUCCUGCGAUUAUUCAUAUUUGCCGUCUCAUUCACACAAUGACUGACAAAAUGAUAAAUAAUUUCAAUGAAUUUAUGAAAGAGCAGCACUCUACUUCAGUGUCUAUCUCAUGUUGCUAACUUGCGUAAAGCUGUCCGAAUACUCUAUUUGUAUGAAUGAGACAGCAAUAGUUUUAUCUGCCUUGAGAACAAUACAUAAACUGUAACGGUGUAACAAUAAUGUACCAAUGAAUAGCCACGAACACUAACCAUUUUUUAUUACAAGAAAUACGAACCAAGCCAUCGAAAAAAAACACAAUCAAGGUUUGAUUUGAUGUAGCAAUGACACUUAGUAAGAAAUGUAUCGCAAAGGAAACCUUUUAGAUCUGUCACAACUGCAAAGUCAAUUUAAUUAUUCCAUUCCAAAUCGUUGAAGCAACCAUAGACAAUAGAAUCAUCACGCCUUGUUGACUCUACUGAUAAUUUAAAACUUUAGUGCCAACAUUAUGGUUUUGUAUUAUCUAUGGAAGGGUUCCACGAAUGAUUGUACAGUACAGUUUAAAACUUGUAAAAGGGUAAAUUUAGAAAAUGAUUUAAAAGCUA